Molecule: messenger RNA, 2937 nt
Organism: Eptesicus fuscus (big brown bat)
Lineage: Eukaryota; Metazoa; Chordata; Mammalia; Chiroptera; Vespertilionidae
Gene: CFAP91
Product: cilia and flagella associated protein 91
Exons: 18
Coding region: 17-2317 (766 amino acids)
Source: RefSeq, a predicted model, not a curated record
GGGAAGGGGAGGCACCAUGAGCCAAACCGUGACCAUCCUGGAGCCCCAGGCCAAGCAGCAGGGCUUUCAGACCCGGUGCGAGGUGAAGUCGGAGGCCAGGGGCCGAGUCUCCGGCGGCCGAACGUAUGAUUACCUGUACGAUCCGUUGUUUACUGUGUCAAGUGAGCAAGACCACACACAGGCAAAUGUCCAAGCAUUCCUGAGUCGAAGCAGACUGAGGAAAGUUCCCAGGUUUAGGACCAUGUUCAGUAACCUGAUCCAUUACCCAAGACAUUCUCUAUAUUGGAGCAAGGCAGAUCCCGUCCCACCAUUCAUCAGUCGGGAAUGGAGGGGACAUGAGGAGAAACAGAGAGAAGCCCUCCAGCAACUUGGCGUAUUUGACACUUCUUUUCAAAUGCCUAAAGACGUUUAUGAAGAUCCUGAUGUCACUGGGAAGAAUCGCUAUAAAUAUUUUGAAAGGCCGUUCCUUCCAUUCUUUCAACAGAUGCCACCCAAUGUUGCUUUGGAAUCAACCAAACUAGAGACAUAUACUUUUCCUCCUUCUUCGUCUAAGCACCAACCCAUUCCUUCAAAGUAUACUGUGGGCACUCAGACGGAUUAUCGUGAUUCCGAAGCUCAAACAGAUCCGUAUUCUCCAGAAUAUGUAGUGUGUCAGGAUUCAAUCCCUGAGCUCUUGACCCUGGCUACUCUGACUUGGGGUCGAGGUCUCCCGGCAGGACAAGCUGAGGUGGAGAUGAUAGAACGAGCCCGGGAGAAGCGUGCCUGGGAAGCCACUCUCCCGACUCUGAGUGACACCGCCCAGUUUGAGAAGAGGAGGAGGAUGAUGAAUGCGAUGGAGAGGAAGGAGUGGGCCUUCCGAGAGCAGGAGAUUGAAAAACUGCAGGAGAUUCGCCUGGAAGUUCUAAAAGAGCUGCUGAGGAAACGUCUCCAGAAAAACAAUGAGAUGACUAUGAAGCACUUGAAUGCCCAAUGGUCUAACCUGCAGGAAGCAAAAGAGGCAAAAUUGGCAAAAAUCCGUCGUGCACAUGUAUCAGCAAUCAGAAAACUUAUGGGAAAGAGAGAGAAUGUAGAAGAGAAGUUCCAGAGAAGAAAUAUCAUCAAGGACUAUUCUGAUUAUGCAUCACAGGUCUAUGGACCUCUGUCUCGCCUUGGUCGUUUCCCAGACAAUGAUGAGGACUUUGUAGUAAAAAAUCACUAUCUCGACACCUAUGAAGGAUUAGUGGAGCUUGAGUCCUGUCUCCCAGAUUUUGUGACACAGCCCCGAAUCCAAGCUCCAAAGCCUAAAGUCACAACCACCAAAGCUGGCUUUCUAAAGAGGGCGGCAAAGCUGGAGAACGAGUUGGCAGAGGUUCAUAAGGCACUGUUGGAUAAGAGGAAUAGAGUUCCCGAACCAAAGAAACCUCUGCUCUUUCUUCAAAGAAAGCCAAUACCUCAACCUCGGCUUCCAACUCCAACCUUGGAAAUGACUUCCAAUGAAGAAGAAGAUAUAGAAAAGGCUGUUAUCUACCUUCAAAAGUUACUCCGGGGCAGAGUCGUUCAGAAUGUGAUGUUUGAAGGGAAAGAAAAGCGACUGGAGUUGAUCCAGGAGCUGCGCACCACCCACGCUCUACAGGAAGAUGACAGGCUGGUGAGGAAAACCGAGAAGCAAGUGACACUGGCCCUGCAGCGGCAGAGGAACUUGCAUGAACACAAGGUGUCACUAGUUGAAAACCAUCUGGCUGGACUGGAAGGAAGGGUGCUGGCAGACAUGUUCGACUUCCUGUCCAAAGAGCUGGUGAGACUCCAGGAAGAGAGGAGGAUCCAUGCCUUUGCCAUGCUGGCCGAACGACAGCGGAGGAUGCGGGAAGCCGAGGAGAGUGGUCGGCGCCAGGUGGAACAGAGGCGCCUGCGGGAGGAGGACGAGAUAUUUAAGGAGGUGGUUAAAGUUCACCAGAGUACAAUAUCUUCAUAUCUGGAAGACAUAAUACUGAACACCGAAGCGAAUACUGCAGAAGAACAAGCCAGGGCGGAAAUUGAGAAGAUGGCUAAGGAAAUCAAUGACAUUGCUUAUGAAAUGGAAAACCGUCGAACUCAGCUUCAGUCAGAGGAGAUUGUUGCCGAGUUGGUUUAUAGUUUCCUGAUCCCAGAGGUGCAAAAGGACUUCGUCAAAGAAAAAGUGAGGAACGCACAGCGGAAGCAUAUUCUUGCAGCCCAUCAGAUUAUCCACGGCCACACAGGAGACAUGCUUGCAAGGGACUUUGCUGAACAACCUCAAGAUGAGGGCUCAGACACUGACAAGUUUCUUAAGGAAAAAACUCAAAGUGAGAAAGACAGCUAAGGCUAUGAUCUUUUUAAAAGAAGCUAUACAAAUCAUCAUAAAGAAUUUCAGUAGUCUGUGCUUCUCCCAAGAUGUGUGGUUCUUAUGGGUUUGUCAAUGUGUGAUCCAUGAAGAGUAUAUUUCUCUUAAACUCACAAUGAUUUAAAAUGGUGUUCAGUAAUAAUAAUCAAAUGAAGGAGCUUUGUUCUCUUUGGUCUGUGUACCAAAAGGCAUGUUAAAAAACUUCAUAGCAGGACCAUUUAUGAGAUCCCUAAACUAGAAACCCAAAUGUCCAUCUACAUGGCAAUAGACAAAUGGUGCUAUAGCAAUACCAUCAGCUCACUAUCGGGCUUUCGAUCUAAGAAGUAUAUUCAAGCAACAUCUGCACAGAGGGCAGUGUUGGAGAGCCAUCUGCCCAGCCUGUGUGCUGACAAACAUCAGGGUUGGAUGGAUCCUUCCUCAUUUAAAGAUCAGUAAAUAGAAAAAAACAAUAAAUAAACCAAAGCAUCAACAACAAAUUAACAUGGGACCCGUGCAAAGAAUUGCCAAAAGAAAAUGUACGUUACUCUGAAAAUGUAUGUUACUCUUAUAAAAUACCUUAUUAUAGAAAACAAGAAAAAUUAUCUGCUUGAUGUUUUGAA